This is a messenger RNA of Tuber aestivum (summer truffle), 3945 nucleotides long. The record is from the annotation of a GenBank genome assembly. Lineage: Eukaryota; Fungi; Ascomycota; Pezizomycetes; Pezizales; Tuberaceae.
AUGACUGGUGGAGACGGUGACGAUGCCACUGCUGCUGUCGCGGUUGGCGAUGGCAUUGGCGCGGCAUACGAAGCCGUUAUGAUGGAUGCAUCCGAUGGUGACGAAAACGAGAUAGCAGCACCAGUGCCCCUGUCGGAGGAGGAUUACGUGCGCAUCGCCGAUCUUUUGGCUUCUAUCACCGACCGGCCCUAUCAGUACGAAUCUCAUGUGGAGUAUAUUUCCCUUUUGCGUCGCGGUUUCCUCGCUCACCGGGCCGACCCGAGGGAGGCGGGGCCAUACCCCCUCAUCCAGGACCUGCGGAAGGCUCGCGAGGACAUGAUAGAGAGGUUUCCUCUAAACGAGACUAUGUGGGCUGAGUGGAUUGCCGACGAAAUAUCCAUUUGUGGUGGUCUCGAGGAGCGUCUUGGUGUCAUGGAGCUUUGUGCCAAGGCUGUCGAGGAGGAGUCCGCCAGUGUUAAGCUGUGGAAGACUUAUGCUGAAUAUAUCGAGUCCCAGUAUUCUCUGGGGAGGGACGGAGAUGCUAUCGGCAAGGGUAAGGCUAAGAAGGUCCUUAGCGAGGAGGAGGAGGUUACUUUGAGGGAGUGUUUUACUUUGGAACUGGUUGUUGAGACUUAUCGGCUGGGCUCACUUGCUACCAAGGAUAAUGUUGCUGAGAGCCAUGUGCUCUGGAAUAGAUAUCGCGAUUUGAUGAUGAUGGAUUUGGAAGCCAACUCAACGCAAGUUCUCCUCUACCUUGUUCAUGGAUAAAGCUAACUGGUCGCCCAGCCCUCUAAAGGUUGAAUUUAUUCGAAGUCUUUAUGUCGCUCGUCUCCAAGUCCCACACACCACCAUCAGUGAUACCUUCUCUGGAUUUAGCUCCUUCACCACCAGAUAUGACAACGCGAAUUAUGAAUCUACAAUGGUUAGCACCAACAAGCUUUAUUCCGCAGCCCUGGCAAAGUACAAUGAGCGCUCCGUGUAUGAGGAUCGUCUCGCUAAGCGUGGGCAAGUCUCCUUGGCAGAGGAAUGGAAUGCUUGGGCGGAAUAUCUGGAAUGGGAAACCUCCCAGCCGAAGAAGAAACUCGACGUAGACAUGGCUUGCGCACUCUAUGAACGGUGUCUACUUUGCUUCGGUGAACAAGCCAGAGUUUGGGAAGAAUAUGUCUUUUUUGCUCUUGAGAAAUCAUUAGGCCUUCGUGUUAAGGCGCUUUUGAAACGUGCUACGAGACAUUGCCCAUGGUCUGGGACACUGUGGGCCCAGUACAUAAUUUCUUUGGAGAGGGCGUAUAGGCCAUUUGAAGAGGUUUCUGAUAUCAAACACCGGGCCACCACUACUGGGAUGUUGGAUUUGGGCGGUUUGGAGGAGGUUUUGAAAGUUAACAUUGCCUGGUGCGGGUUCUUGAAGAGAAGAGCUUUUGAACACGACGCCGGGGAGGAUGAUUUCGAUAUGGCAGAGAUGGGGAUAUCUGAGGCUGUUACUGGUAGGGGAUUUCGCGCUCUUUCCUCCGAUUAUUCAGAUAUCUGGCUGACACCGCACACAGAAACCGGCAAAAAGGAUCCUGAGUAUCGCCUUCAAAGGAUUCAUAUCAACUUCUGUACUCUUGCUAAGAAAAUUGACUCUGCAAGGGAAAUCUGGAAGGAGCUUGCUAAGACCCAGGGCAAUUCCUAUGAAUACUGGUUACGUUACUAUCACUGGGAACUUUCACAUGGACCAAAGGACAAAGAUUAUGCAGGCUCGGCUCUAAAGGCAGCUCUGAAGAGGAAUACCUUAGAUUGGCCUGAGAAGAUCCUGGAGAUAUGGAAAAACCAUGUUGAAGAUUUCGGAAACGUCGAGGAUGUCGAGUACGCGACUGUCCGUUAUCGGAAGCUUUCUAAAGAGAUUCUGGAGAGGCGAGCACAGGUGGGAGACUCUUGUGUCUUAUAAGUUUCGUGGUUGUCUCAGCACUGACAUCGAUUCUCCAGGAGGUACAAGCUGCUGCUCUGCAGCAGCAGACAAUGAAGGACCAGCAGCAGGAGGCAGAUACACCACAGACUGAUGAAUCAGCUAGGGCCAGUUCCAAGAGGCGUCGAAGUGUUGCUGAGGCUGAUGAUUCUCAGCCCAAAAAGAAAUCCAAAGCUGUUGAGACCUUGGCUACGGUGAAGCCAGCCGCCCACUCACCUCCUUCGGCGUCUUCCGUGGCGAAACGUGACCGCGAGAAUACCACCGUGAUCGUGAAAAACCUGCCACUGAAUUACCCGGAGGUGCGGGUCAGACAGUUUUUCAGAGAUGUAAAUUCCUCAUUCCGCUCCACCCUAGAAAGUUUUUUGGUCACUAACAUGUGACAUAAAGUGCGGUACGAUCAAUAGUUUAAAGCUUAUUGUGGAGAAGGAUGGAAAUACUUCAACUGCAACUGUUGAAUUCGAGAAUAGAGAAGAUGUUCUCACUGCUCAGACUAAAAACUUGAAGAUUGUUGAUGGGCACUCUAUCGAAGUUCAGGUUGGGACCGGGUCAACCCUCUACGUUACAAAUUUCCCGCCGACUGCCGAUGAGGCGUAUAUCAAAGAUUUGUUCAAAGAUGUAACCCCCCCCUCCAUAACCCAACCACAGAUUACUAGAUACUAGAAACUGAGAGGUAAAAUUCAGUGCGGCGAGAUAGUCGACAUCCGCUUUCCAAGUUUGAAGUACAAUACGCAUCGGCGGUUUUGCUAUGUCCAAUUUGCUUCGUCUGAUGAAGCUCAGAAGGCGACCUCUCUGCAUGGCAAACAACUUGGAGGCAAGGAAACGCUUGUGGUUAAGAUCUCAGCGCCUGAUCAGAAGCAUGAGCGGUCUGGCGCAGUGUAAGCAUCAUCGUCCCCCAUGUACCAGAACCGUAACUGAUUGUUCAUCAAGAUAUGAGGGCCGAGAGGUGUAUAUCCGAAAUAUAGAUUUCCAGGCGCACAAUAAUGACGUCCAGGAAUUGUUCCAGAAAUAUGGGACAAUAGAGAAGGUCCGCCUGCCGCCCGGGCCCAAGAAGGGCACUCACAAAGGUUAUGGGUUUGUGACUUUUUCUAAAAAGGUAAACUAAAAGUCCUCCAUUCUACAAUGCAUAAACUAACAGUUCGGUUACAGGAGGAAGCCCUCGCAGCAGUAGAAGGGGUGAACAAUACCCAGCUCAAAUCCCGAACACUCAUAAUCAGCAUCGCAGACCCAAAUCCUAGCAAGCAAAAGACCAAUGCCGGCCCCUCUACAGAAAAAGCAAAAGAUCCAACACCUGGUCGAAAUAUGGAUCACCCCCGCCAAAAAUCACUUGGUCCAGCAAACCCCGCUACCUCUCCCCAGCCCUCCGCUCCUGCUUUCUCUGAUAUCAAGAAAAAAACGCUCGGAAUAAUGAACCUCUCCGAUACCGUAAACGACACCAAGAUCCGCCAAAUGUUUGAAAAGUAUGGUCCGCUGCGCAAGGUCACCCUGAGACCCGACCACCAAGGCGCAAUCGUGGAAUACGAGUCCGUCGCCGACGCUGGAAAAGCUACCCUCGCACUCGACGGGUUCGAACUCGCCGGCCGCAAGAUCAAGAUCGGUGGGUUGGCGGACCUGAUGCGGCAGUCGCCGGAGAGAAAAGUGGCUAAAGGGUUUCCUAUAAACAACGGGGGUAUCAAGGGCGGGGCGGUUGCGUUCAAGCCCAACCAGGUGGGCGCGGGAGCGGGAGGAAUGAAGGGACAGAAGAGAAGAGCCGGCUUGGGCUUUCCAGGCGCGGUCAGAAAGAAGGAGGAUGUUGACGGGAAGAGCGAAGAUACAGUGAUGGUAGAUGGGCCGCAGGCCAAGGAGGCGCCGAAGACGAAGUCGAAUGCUGAUUUUAAGGCAAUGUUUUCGGGGAAGAAGUAGUGGGCGAGGACGGAUGUAUGGAUGGAUUGUAGAUUAGUCUUCUCGUUGAGGUGUUGGCGUGCGAUGUAGUGUGAUGAUAAAUCGGAAAGUGGAAGUGAGGGUGGAAUGUGGACAACUGAUAAAGG